Acipenser ruthenus (sterlet) is the source of this 5160-nucleotide messenger RNA. Its product is annotated as vitrin-like. The transcript is spliced from 19 exons. Gene Ontology annotation, biological process: positive regulation of cell-substrate adhesion; extracellular matrix organization. The coding region runs from base 241 to 2478 and encodes 745 amino acids. The record is from RefSeq and is a predicted model, not a curated record. Lineage: Eukaryota; Metazoa; Chordata; Actinopteri; Acipenseriformes; Acipenseridae.
UGUGCACUGUGUGGGAAAGUUAGGUUUGUGUGUGGCUUUGAUUUGCGGGAAAAGAGCGCAGAACACCCCUCACCUACACGAAGAACUGGAUUUACAAUAAUGAUCACUGGAGUUUUUGGAGCCACUGGAAUUUGAAAUUGACAUUGCUUGACUACUGGGAACUGACUGAACACUUUAGUCAAGCACUUUUGGGGCAGUGAAGAAUUUAACUGGUCCAGGGAACACUGUUCAGAUUGCAACAUGAGCAGGUCAACCCUUGCAACCAUUACGUUUGCUUUAUUGCUAGUCUGUGCUGAUGGAGCAAAAGAAAAUGGCAAAAAGAACAAAAAGCCAAAACAGAUUGUACCGUUUAUAAAUUGUGACAUCCGGGCAGGGAAGAUCAGUAUCCCAGAAUUCAUGGCGAGGUGUCCUGCAGGUUGUCAGGAGAUGAAACAGCCUGUGUACGGCACGGAUAUCUAUGCCUCCAUUUCCAGUGUGUGUAACGCUGCUCUUCACAGUGGUGUAAUGACUAAUGCUGGAGGUAAGAUCCUUGUGAAGAAGGUCGCUGGACAGGCCUCUUACAGAGGCAGUUUCUCCAAUGGCAUCCGAUCCAUGUCUCUUCCUAAGUGGCGAGAGUCAUUCAUCGUGUCUGCUGGUAAAGCAAAGAAAGGAGUGACCUACCCAUCAAUCCUUGAAUUUCUACCUUCAACGUCUGAAGUUGUAAGAACAGGACAAAAAGAAGUCAAGGCCUCUCCAGCAACAACUACCCAUCAAACCACAACGACUCUAGAGCCAACGACUACAACUCCUGAACCCACAACCACCACACCCAAACCAACGACCACCACCACCAUUCAGCCACCUACCACGACAACUAUUACCACUGUUAAACCCCGUGCAGCCGCACACAAAGUCAGAGAAGCAGGUAGCAAUCACCCACUCUAUGCCUCUCUAAUCACAGCUGCAAGUUCAAGGCAGGCCCAGAAUGCACAAGGAAAGGGGCCAACACCAGCUUAUAACCGUGUGAACCAGCCCCCUCAAGACAGACCCCGACAAGCUGGGCAAGCCAACCCCACUUUCACUAGAAGGGACUGGCACCACAUAUACCAAAGGCCAGACUGGCAGACAGGACAGAUAAGGCAGACAGAUAUUAGUGCUGUUGUACCAGAUACUGGCUAUACCUGGACUGAAGUAGGAGGUGAUGGCACCCCAGUAGAGACUGUCGAUGCCUGGAAGCCUGAUGUAAAGCCCUUUGACACAGGCUUUGGUGUCAAAGAACAGGAUUCAGUCCCCAAAUUUCAAGAACCCUUUUCUCAGGGAGAUCCAAAUUGCAAAGUGGACAUUGUGUUCCUAAUGGAUGGGAGCUGGAGCAUAGGAAAGCGCCGCUUUAAAAUCCAAAAAGAAUUCCUGGCUGAUAUUUCCCAAGCACUUGAUGUUGGAAUGGCCGGUCCUAUGCUGGGCAUUAUUCAAUUCGGCAAUAAUCCAGUCACAGAAUUCAACCUGAAGACCUACUCCAGUUCCAGUGACCUGAAGCCUGUAAUAGAGAAGAUUGUCCAGAAGGGGGGACUCUCCAAUGUCGGAAAGGCCUUGUCCUAUACCAACAAACACUUCUUCAGUGAUGCCAGUGGCAAUCGAGGGGGCUCUCCCAAUGUUGCCGUGGUGCUGGUGGAUGGCUGGCCCACUGACAAGGUGGAGGAGGCCUCGCGUCUGGCCAGGGAAUCAGGAAUCAACAUCUUCUUCAUCACCAUUGAAGGCCCAGAUGAGAGCGAGAAGCAAAAUAUUGUGGAGGCAAACUUCGCAGACAAGGCUGUUUGCAGGACGAAUGGUUUCUUCUCUAUGAGUGUGCCCAGCUGGUUCGCGCUGCGCAAGGCAGUUCAGCCCCUAGUGAAGCGGGUCUGUGAUACAGACCGGCUCGUAUGCAGCAAGACCUGCCUCAAUGCAGCUGACAUUGCCUUCGUCAUUGACGGCUCCAGCAGUGUGGGCACGGGCAACUUCCGUACUGUGCUGCAGUUUGUGGCCAACAUAACCAAGGAGUUUGAAAUCUCAGAUACAGACACACGUGUGGGUGCCGUGCAGUACACUUAUGAGCAACGGCUGGAGUUUGCCUUCAGCCAGUACAACAGCAAACCAGAAUUGCUCAAUGCCAUCAAGCGCAUUAACUACUGGAGUGGAGGCACCAGCACGGGGGCAGCAAUCACCUACGCCUCGGAGCAGCUCUUCAGCAAAUCCAAGCCCAGCAAGCGCAAGAUCAUGAUCGUCAUCACAGACGGGCGUUCCUAUGACGACGUCCAGGCACCAGCACUGGCCGUUCAUCGCAACGGUGUGAUCGCAUACUCGAUUGGCAUUGCCUGGGCUGCCCAGGAGGAGCUGGAAUACAUUGCUACUGACCCCGAUAAAGAACAUUCCUUCUUCGUGGAUGAGUUUGACAGCCUCUACAAGUUUGUGCCCAAAAUCAUACACAACAUCUGUCAGGAAUUCAAUUCACAGCCACAUAACUGAACAACCCAAAACUGAGCAAGUUGCUGCGGCUACCUUUUGUUUUAUUUUGGUUUCUCAUUACAGAAAAAAAGUUAUAAAUUUAAUUCGUUAAAUUGGAGCUUAUAAUAUAAAAUGUCCAAAGGUAAUUCUACAGAAGCUGGCUGGCGAUAUUGACUAAGAUGAAUUAAAUUGAAUAACUAGCUGUGAAGUUUAGAGCAAUGUGGUUGUUUAUUUUCCAUGCAGCCAUCGUGGUUACAAUUAAUUUUGCCACAGGUAUGAUAAAAUAAUAUUUCAGGAUUUUGACCAUUGUAAUCAACAAACUAAUGUGGAUAGGGUGUAUUGAGGUACUCGUUUGAUAUGAAAGUUGACUGGCAGCUCCCCUGUGCAAUAACAACAUUUAAUUUGUUUGUAACCAUGGUAACUACAAACUCAUUAUAGAAUUCUAAAUGUCUGUGAAUCUGUUGUAUUUGCCAGUGAGAUCAAUUAAAAAAAUUCACGCAUGGAAGUGCACUUUCCCCAAAGGGCAUUCGAUAUAAUACAGACCUACUUUUUAUGUACACUAGUAUUAAAGUUAAGAGCAUUGUUAGUAAAGCAUUACUUCAGAUUCAGAAUUUAAAAAAGCACUUACUAAUAUAACUAUUAAUAACAUUUUAAAACCCUUGGAUUUAGUUUGUAUCAUAAAGUGCCAAUGUUUUAAAGACUUUUAAACAUAAUUUAAGUGUACAAUUUCAGUCAGGUUUCAGGCAACAAUGGUUUUUAUGACAAACCAAUGAAUACAGUUGUCUUAUUAUUCAUUUUGUCUUUUUGGUACCUAUAUCCACGUCACAAAAGAUCACAGCGGCAAGGUCACUCAUGGGCUUUCUGGCCACUCUAUAUACAGAAAAUAAUAAUAAUGAAACAGUAUAUCUUAAUGUUACAUUAUUUGAAUAUGAUACAUACUAUCUAAUUCAAACAAUCUGAGACAAAGACAUUUAUAUGGCUGUAUCAUAUCAAUAUCAGGGUCUACCAAGUAUUAUGUAAAUACAGUAUAUCAAGAUUGGCUACUUUAAUGAGCUGCUGUUUUAAGAAGGAGGUUAAUCCUUUGGGUAGACUUCAAAGCUCAAGCAUAUUUCCUGGCAGUGCUACAUCAGAAUUAUAAUACAAGUAUACAGACAUGAUGCACCAUGCAAGUCAGUACAUCAUACAGUAAGUAAAGCUAUAUACACUGUAAUACAGUUUACACAAGUACUGAAAUAUAUAGGUUAACAUUAUUUUCAUACACCACUUACUGAAACGCAUUCACGCACACUAAAAUGCUACAGCCUGUUGGCCAUAUUCAUGGCGUCAUCUUGAAAUGGCCACUUUAUACGAAGCAGGACAAACCCAAAACUAAAACACAAAAGUAGCAAUGACAUGACACGGACAACCCAAUAACUUACUUAAGCAUGUUAAAGGUCAAUGAAAUCACUUAGGAUCUGGUUGAUACAAAUACCCAAACAUGAAAGACCACAUGUGCAUUUUCAACCAGCAAUUUGAGUUCUCAAAAAUUAGCUUUUCACAAUAGGGUGUAUGGGUUAGAAAGUGAAUGUAUUCUAGCUCCUACAGUUCGUGUAGUCAAUGAAUUUCAGUGUGUAAUCCAUGCAUUUUGCUAUAUAAUGAUCUCAGUCAGUAUAUAUUGUACAUUUGUCACAUGUAUUUUAGUAUAUUAUGUAUCUGGCUACACUACUGUAUGAUGUACUGUAUGUGAUUAGCAGAACUAAUGAUAUCCUUACCUAUUCCUAAUACAGUAUUAGGAAGAAAUGCUACUGUAAAAUGAUUUAAAGAUUUUAAAUGUGUGUCUGCACAUAUCAUUAGGGUAAAACUAAAGAAAACAGUAUUUUAAGUGUUACAUUAAAGCAACCAGUUCCAUCAACUUAAUGGUCAAGAUGACACCCAAAUCAAGUUAUACAUGACUGUAGUAUACAUAUUUAAACAUUAAUGACUGGAUUAUCAAUGACUUGUGCUAAUUUGGGUCUGUGAACCAGCCAUAAAAGUUCUUAAAAACGAGAAUGGGACUAAGUAAAUGUCAAAUACGUUUUUAUUUAUCACGUUCAGUACUCUAAUCAUGUGACAUAAAAUGUAUUUUUUUAAAAAUCAAAAAAAACCAUUUUAAAGUAUAUUGUAUGGCAUGUUUCAAAAUACUGUUUUUGUAUGCAGCUUUAGAUUUGAAAAAAAAAACAAAAACGCUUUUUCGUUACAGUUAGAGAAUGUAUCUGCUGACACAAGUGGUACACACUAUGCAGUUCAAUGCACUGUAUUUGAGUAAAAAAAAUAUGAUGGUGCUGUUAUAAAAUAUUAUCAAAUGUUAACAGGUCCAAGGGACACAACUUCUGUUCCAAGUGCCUUACAUAGCAUCCCCAUUCAUUAAAUGUGGGUAAUUUUGCAUCUAUAUACUCCUGUUUGCUAUGUAAGACUGUAACCAUAAAACCCUUUUCUCUGCAGGCUACCAAAGCAUACAGACCCCUUUGUAAGGGGGAAAGGGGGCAUGUUUCCUAUGCAUAAGACAGCUUCCUUUUAAGGGCAACGUAAUUUAAGUGUAUAUCAUUUUGCCAAAUAAGUGUUAAUAAUCCUUUCAUUUUUCGACUUGUAUAUUUGUUAAUAUUGGAAAAAAGCCUCCUAUGUAACAUGUAUGUAUUUUUGUGUUAUUACAUUAUAAAAAGCUACAAACUUUUGCAAUAAAAAUGC